Molecule: messenger RNA, 864 nt
Organism: Thlaspi arvense
Lineage: Eukaryota; Viridiplantae; Streptophyta; Magnoliopsida; Brassicales; Brassicaceae
Source: the annotation of a GenBank genome assembly
AUGACGAUACGUUACUACAUUGGGAAUCCUAUGCUACCACCCUGGUUUCAACUCCCUCCUAGAGAGCCAUCCCAUGAUGGUUACAUCGAUUCGGGACUUGUGACACGAAUGCACAAUGGUGCACUCUUGGCUUACAAGGUGGUUCGGAUACAUAGCCUAGCAAUUUCUAGAGGUUAUUCUCAAACAUGGAGUUUUGAGAUUUAUUCAUCGGAUACGGGUGAAUGGAGUGUUAAACAAGUUCUCCCUGGUCCAGAUCCUAGUACUAAUCCCGUUACUAGGAUCAAGACACCUAAUACGGUUUCUUUGAAUGGGAAACUUCACUGGCUUGAUCACACGGGCCGUAUUAUUGUCCAUGAUUUCUUCUCUCACGAUGAUCAAGUUCGAGCCAUAAGCCUACCCGCCGGGACGCAAGACGAACGCAACCUUCCGAGCGAGAAGAUGAUCUGCACCACCUCGCAAGGAUAUUUUGUGCUCAUUGAUGCUGAACAGCUACAAGAUAACAAAAGCUAUGACGUUAGGAUUUGGAGGCUCAGGUGUGAUUCUUGGAGCUGGGAAAAGGCACGGGAGAUCAACAUGGAUUCUCUAGGGCUUGGCCGUCGCUGUGUUCCAGUGGCGAUCAACUGUUUUGAUAUCGACAUCAUCUACCUCUGGGACUUAGACGGCAACUGUUUCGUAGCUUGUAACCUUGGGACGCUCACAAAAUCUUAUGGAGCUCGUAAAAUUGUUACUAUCAUCCACGCUCCUUUUCGAAACCCUCUAGAUACUCGUAGAACCAUCUACAGCGAAGAUGUUCGCUGCUUCCAGUUCCAGCGAUGUUCUUUCGUUUCGCAUUUUGUUCCGUCCUUGCAAGUCGUACCUACAUAG